Messenger RNA from Caenorhabditis auriculariae, 234 nucleotides. NCBI's taxonomy places the organism in Eukaryota, Metazoa, Nematoda, Chromadorea, Rhabditida, Rhabditidae. The record is from the annotation of a GenBank genome assembly.
AUGCAACGAGGCCACCAACACCGAGGAACGAGCAAGGAUAAUCAUCAAAAAGGGCCUUUGCAAGAUUUGCCUGCACGCCCACGUCGCAUAACAGUGCUGGAAAUCCAAACGAUGUUGGUACUGCAACUCAACACAACACAACAGGGCCAAGGGUCACAACAAGAAGUCAGAGUGUACAACGUCAACGAGAAGCUGAAGAAAGAAAACAACAAUCAACUUCACAAGUCGAUCUGA